Molecule: messenger RNA, 7405 nt
Organism: Pipra filicauda (Wire-tailed manakin)
Lineage: Eukaryota; Metazoa; Chordata; Aves; Passeriformes; Pipridae
Gene: NOS1
Product: nitric oxide synthase 1
Exons: 29
Coding region: 644-4960 (1438 amino acids)
Biological process (GO): nitric oxide biosynthetic process
Molecular function (GO): FMN binding; heme binding; nitric-oxide synthase activity
Source: RefSeq, a predicted model, not a curated record
AGCAGAGUGUCUCCUAAUGAGGGCUGCACCGGCUCGCUCCACACCCAUAAAAACCCUGGUUGGACGUCAAAGCGGAUUCGUUUCGGUGAUGCUGGGAUAAAGGGGCGCAGCGAGGACUGGCUCCCCCCCUGCCAGCCCAGCCGAGCCCAGCGCCGCGCCGGGAGGGAUGCGGGGCCGGGCACGGGCGCGGGGCCGGGCACGGCUCCUCUCCGCCGCACGAUAAAGAAGCUCGUGGACGGUCUGCGGGGAUGCCGGUGAAGCGAGCGGGCUGCCUCCCCCUCUCUGCCCAGCGCAGGACCACAGGCUGACUGGAAGCUGGCAUGUUGUCCCCUCCAGCCCCUGCUUGGCCACGCGAUGCCCAGCCCUGCCUGCCCUGCCUGCCCUGCCUGUCCUGUCCCUAGCCUUGCUUCCCACCCGUGACACCCCCUGCCCUUCCCCGGGUGUUUCAGAGCGCGGUGACACCGAGCAUGCCGCAGAAAGCCCCGCAGCCGAAGCCCUGAGGAGUUUCCCAGUUAAGAGCAGUUCCCUAAGAGCCAGAGUUGUCCCUUCCCCACCCCGGCGAGGACGAGCAUCUCCGACGGCGGAUCUCUCUGCGCUCAGCGGGUGUCGAGGUCCUGGUCUGCAGGCUCGAGGAGGGGCUGCCAUGGAAGAGAAUGUGUUCAGCGUGCAGCAGAUACAGCCCAACGUCAUCUCGGUGAGGCUCUUCAAGCGCAAGGUGGGCGGCCUCGGCUUCCUGGUGAAGGAGCGCGUCAGCAAACCGCCCGUCAUCAUCUCCGACCUGAUCCGGGGAGGGGCUGCGGAGCAGAGCGGCCUCAUCCAGGCUGGGGACAUCAUCUUGGCCGUCAAUGGCAGGCCCCUGGUGGACAUGAGCUAUGAGACGGCGCUGGAGAUCCUGAGAAGCAUCGCCUCCGAGACCUACGUGGUCCUCAUCCUGCGGGGCCCCGAGGGCUUCACCACUCACCUGGAGACCACCUUCGCGGGCGACGGGACGCCCAAAACCGUCCGUGUCACCAGACCCCUCUGCCCGGCUCCGAGGGCUGUUGACUUGUCCAACCCGAGCCCGCACGGCAAAGAGCAGCCGCAGCCCGAGCGCGCCAUGGGCUCCCUGUGGAGCAGAGAGAUCGGGAGGGAGGUGGAGCCGAUGGUCCACGUUAACGGCGUCGUUACCGGCGGCAAAGGGCAGGACGCCGGGAAGGGCAAGGAGGGGGCUUGUGGCCACCCGUGCCUCAACGGCGGCGUGGAGGACAACGAGCUGCUCAAAGAGAUCGAGCCCGUCCUGGAUCUCCUGAAGAGCAGCAGUAAGGGCAGCGAUGGAGAUGCGCCCUCCAAGGUAGAGACAAGGGAUAUAGAAGUCCAGGUGGACUGUUUCAGGGAAGGGGAAAACAAUCCUCAGAAAGCUUUCCCGGCUCGGAUGGAGAACGACCGUGUCCUGGGCGACCUGUGGGGGAAGAGCAACGUGCCCGUGGUCCUGAACAACCCCUACUCUGAAGCAGAGCAGCCACCUCCAUCCGGGCGUCAGUCCCCGACCAAGAACACGGCCAACGGGAGCCCUUCCAAAUGCCCGCGGUUCGUGAAGAUCAAGAACUGGGAGACGGGCUCUGUGCUCCACGACACCCUGCACCUCAAGACUGCCAUGGCCACCGCCUGCACCGAGCAGAUCUGCAUGGGCUCAGUGAUGACCCCCAGCCCUCACAUCCGCAAGUCAGAGGACACCAGGACAAAGGAGGAGGUGCUCCUGUUGGCCAAGGACUUCAUUGACCAGUACUACUCCUCCAUAAAGAGAUCCGGCUCCAAGGCCCACAUGGAAAGGCUGGAGGAGGUGACCAAGGAGAUUGAAGCCACUGACACCUACCAGCUGCGGGACACCGAGCUCAUCUACGGAGCCAAGCACGCCUGGAGGAACGCAGCCCGCUGCGUGGGCAGGAUCCAGUGGUCCAAGCUGCAGGUGUUUGAUGCCCGGGACUGCACCACAGCCCACGGGAUGUUCAACUACAUCUGUAACCACAUCAAAUAUGCCACCAACAAAGGGAACCUCAGGUCUGCCAUCACCAUCUUCCCGCAGCGGACGGACAGCAAGCACGACUUCCGCAUCUGGAACGCCCAGCUCAUCCGCUACGCCGGCUACAAGCAGCCCGACGGCACCAUCCUGGGAGACCCUGCCAACGUGGAGCUCACAGAGAUCUGCAUCCAGCAAGGCUGGAAGGCGCCGUACGGACGCUUUGAUAUCCUGCCUCUGCUCCUCCAAGCCAACGGCAACGAUCCAGAGCUCUUCGAAAUCCCCCCGGAGCUCGUGCUGGAAGUGCCCAUCCGGCACCCCAAGUUUGAGUGGUUCAAGGACCUGGGGCUGAAGUGGUAUGGUCUGCCAGCAGUUUCCAACAUGCUCCUGGAGAUCGGGGGCCUGGAGUUCUCCGCCUGCCCCUUCAGCGGUUGGUACAUGGGCACCGAGAUCGGGGUCCGGGACUACUGCGACAACUCCCGCUACAACAUCCUGGAGCAAGUGGCCAAGAAAAUGAAUCUGGACAUGAGGAAAACCUCCUCGCUGUGGAAGGACCAGGCCCUGGUGGAGAUCAACAUUGCUGUGCUGUACAGCUUCCAGAGUGACAAGGUGACCAUCGUGGAUCACCACUCGGCCACGGAGUCCUUCAUCAAGCACAUGGAGAACGAGUACCGGUGCCGUGGGGGCUGUCCUGCCGACUGGGUGUGGAUUGUCCCGCCCAUGUCUGGCAGCAUCACCCCAGUUUUCCACCAGGAAAUGCUCAACUACCGCCUCACACCCUCCUUUGAGUACCAGCCGGACCCCUGGAACACCCACGUCUGGAAAGGGGUCAAUGGGACACCCACCAAGAAGAGGGCCAUUGGAUUUAAGAAGUUAGCAAAGGCUGUGAAGUUCUCAGCCAAGCUGAUGGGACAGGCCAUGGCCAAGAGGGUCAAGGCCACCAUCCUGUACGCCACGGAGACGGGGAAGUCCCAGGUCUAUGCAAAAACUCUGUGUGAAAUCUUCAAACACGCUUUCGAUGCCAAGGUGAUGUCCAUGGACGAGUACGACGUCGUGCACCUGGAGCACGAAACCAUGGUCCUGGUGGUCACCAGCACCUUUGGCAACGGGGACCCCCCCGAGAACGGAGAGAAAUUUGGCUGUGCGUUGAUGGAGAUGAAGAAUCCCAACUCCCACCUGGAGGAGAGGAAGAGCUACAAGGUCCGUUUCAACAGCGUCUCCUCUUACUCGGACGCUCGGAAAUCCUCCAGUGAUGGCCCUGAUUCCAGGGACAACUUUGAGAGCACGGGGCCUCUGGCUAACGUCAGGUUCUCCGUGUUUGGGCUGGGCUCACGUGCCUACCCCCACUUCUGCGCCUUCGCCCGGGCCGUGGACACGCUCCUGGAGGAGCUGGGCGGGGAGAGGAUCCUCCGCAUGGGAGAGGGGGACGAGCUCUGCGGCCAGGAGGAGUCCUUCAGGACCUGGGCCAAGAAGGUCUUCAAGGCAGCGUGUGACGUGUUCUGCGUGGGGGACGACGUCAACAUCGAGAAAGCAAACAACUCCCUCAUCAGCAACGACCGCAGCUGGAAGAGGAGCAAGUUUCGGCUGACCUACGUGGCCGAGGCCCCAGAGCUCACACAAGGACUGUACAGCAUCCACAAAAAACGUGUCUAUGCAGCCCGGCUGAUCACGCGCCAGAACCUGCAGAGCCCCAAGUCCAGCCGCCUGACGAUCUUCCUGCGCCUGCACACCGAGGGGCACCAGGGGCUGCAGUACCUGCCCGGGGACCACCUGGGGGUGUUUCCAGGGAACCACGAGGACUUGGUCAACGCCCUGAUCGACAGGCUUGAAGAUGCCCCUCCGGCCAACCAGCUGGUGAAGGUGGAGCUGCUGGAGGAGAGGAGCACUGCUCUAGGUGUCAUCAGCAACUGGACAGACGAGAACCGUGUCCCACCGUGCACCAUCUUCCAGGCUUUUAAGUACUAUUUGGACAUCACCACCCCUCCCACGCCCCUGCUGCUGCAGCAGUUUGCUUUGUUGGCCACCAGUGAGACGGAGAAGAAACGUCUGCAGGUCCUCAGCAAGGGCCUGCAGGAGUACGAGGAGUGGAAGUGGUCCAAGAACCCCACCAUCGUGGAGGUGCUGGAGGAGUUCCCCUCGGUGCAGAUGCCCUCCACGCUGCUGCUCACACAGCUCCCCCUCCUCCAGCCACGCUACUACUCCAUCAGCUCCUCCCCAGAGCUGUACCCGGGCGAGGUCCAUCUCACCGUGGCCGUGGUCUCCUACCGCACCAGAGAUGGAGAAGGGCCAAUCCACCACGGAGUCUGCUCCUCUUGGCUCAAUCGGAUACAGCCCGAUGAAGUGGUGCCCUGCUUUGUAAGGGGUGCCCCCGGGUUCCACCUGCCCCAGGACCCCCAGGUGCCCUGCAUCCUCAUCGGCCCCGGCACCGGCAUCGCCCCUUUCCGCAGCUUCUGGCAGCAGCGGCUUUUUGAGAUCCAGCACAAAGGGCUGAAGCCUUGUCCCAUGGUCCUGGUGUUUGGCUGCCGGCAGUCCAGGAUCGACCACAUCUACAAGGAGGAGACGCUCUUUGCCAAAGCCCAAGGUGUCUUCAGAGAGCUGUACACAGCCUACUCCCGGGAGCCAGACAAACCAAAGAAAUACGUGCAGGACGUGUUGCAGGAGCAGCUGGCCCAGACGGUGUUCAGAGCGCUGAAGGAGCAGGGAGGCCACAUCUACGUCUGCGGGGAUGUCACCAUGGCCGGGGACGUCCUCAAGACCGUCCAGCGCAUCGUGAGGCAGCAGGGCCAGCUGUCGGUGGAGGAGGCGGGCGCCUUCAUCAGCAAGCUGAGGGAUGACAGCCGGUACCACGAGGAUAUUUUUGGAGUCACCCUGCGUACGUACGAAGUGACGAACCGCCUUAGAUCCGAGUCCAUCGCCUUCAUCGAGGAGAGCAAAAAAGACACGGAUGAGGUUUUCUGCUCCUAACCGGACCCUUCGCCCCAAGGGGAUGCCAAACCAGUCCCAGCACCUGCUGCCCCCUCCAGCUGGAGGGCACUGGGUUUUGUAUUUCACGGACACGGUGGCUCCUUUUCCACGGGGAACUGCCCAUGGAAAGCGCUCUGUCUCUCGUCCUGUUGUUGUGUCCUGAUGAUGAUGAUGAUGACUUUUAUUUCCUUUUCUUCCUCUUUCUCUUGCUCUUGUCCUGUGGCCAUUUCUUCCCCCCCCCCCCCCCUUCCCUUCCCCGGAUUUCCCCACUGAAGUACGAUGGCUUUAUAACCUGCAGUGGCUCUUUACAGAUCUCCACAUUUCCCCUCCUCCUCACCAGGGCAUUUUGCAGCUGCAUGAAAUCACCACCUUCGUGAUCACCCGCGUUUUUGGUGUUUUGGGGGAGAGCAGAGGUGGCAGGGGGUGGGCAAUGGCUCGGUCCUGUUGCUUGACUAGAGCAGGGGGUCAUUCCCCCCAGGAUCCCCCUUUCCCCAGCUCGGGGCUUGGCUGAAUCCUUGUGUUUUCAUGGUUUUCCUUUGGGCUUGUACAUAUGCCCGAGGCUGGGGGCAGAUGAUGUGCAGUGCCCUCGUGCCUGUGAAUGUUGUUCCCCCCCAAGCAGCCUGGGUACAGAUGUGUCUGUUUGUGUCAGGAUUUAUGUGUCAUGAUUUCUCCUAAAUGGGCUCUGUGCUGUGUUUGCCCCUUUCUCUGCUCCCUGUUCCCUGUGAGCCUCUCCCUCUGCUCAGUCCCCACUUUUGCUGGCAUGAAAGUCCUCCCCCAGAGGAGCAAGCACAGAACACACAGGCUGAUGUGCAUGCUGAGGAAAAGCUCGUGGCAGUGACUGCUGCUGGGCCAGGCUGUUCUCCAGAGGGUUUCACAGGAGAUAUGGGAUCUGCAGCCACGAUGCUGGUGGGAGAGAUUGAGACUGGGCUGCAUUCCAGAGCUUUGCAUGCUGUGAACCCUCUCCCAGGUGAGCCUGGAAAGCCAUGAGGAUGGGAGAGAAGCCUCUCCAACUCCAGCUGCAAGAGGCACCUCUUGUUACAAAGCUUAUUGGGAAGGCAGCACAUGGAGGGUUGUGGAGGCUCCAGGUCCUUGGUGAGGAUGUGCCAACGGAGGAGUCUUGAAACCCCGGAGAGCAUCAGCUCCACCUUAGCACAGUGCCAUGGGCAGUUCUGGCACAGCAGACCCCAGCCACUUCCACAGCUUUGGGAGCAGAAAACGCCAGCGUGGAGCGACCUCCUGCCAGGAGAAAUCCGUGUGCAUCCCUGUGGUGAACCAGUCCCCUCGGCGGGAGCACGAGCUGUCUCUGCCAGGACGUCUCCUGUGAGAAGGGAGGUGAGGUCAGCUGCAAAGGUGCUGUGUGAUUCUGGGCUCUGACACCCUCACACCUCAGCCCUGCUGCAAAAACCCGGCCCCAAAAGCAAGCUGUUAACACGGAGAGGUAUCAGUCCCUUUAACAGGGGAGAGCUGCCUGCGAGGUAAAGCACGUGCGACCUUGUGUGUCCUUCCUCCUCCUCUCUUCCGCACCCCGAAGAAGGUUUGUCCUCCCUCAUUGCCAGGACAAGGACAGCAGGACGUGGCUGCAGCUCUGGCUGGAGGCAGGGAGAGGAGGUUGGCAUUUGGAGGUGGCAGGUGCUGGUGCUUUCCCCCUGCCCCUGCUCUGCUGAGCUGUGCACUGAGGCUUGCACGGAGCGAAGCAUCAAAAUUGGCCGCGGCAGAGGCUUUGUCCAGGAGCUGCACUGGUGAGCUCGCUUUCAGGGGGCUGAGAUUGUCUGCCCUAAGCCAAAGUCAGAACAAAAAACAGCUGCAGGAGGUUUGCUGCUCUCCCAGCCCACGGAACAAGCCGUGCUGGCUCCCCAGCCUCGGGCUGUGCGGUUAUUCCCACCCUCAUCCAAGACCUUCUGCCCUCUCCUUCCUCUUGCCUGGCUGCAUCUCCACGUGCCGUGACCAUCUUCUGCAACUUCGACUCCCUGAAUGCUUGAAGGAACUCCAGCCCAAAAUCCGGGAGCGAAAAGCCUCCAGGCACCGGGAGGAUUUGAGAUCCAGGCCUCGUUUUUGCUGGUCCCAGUACGAAACGCGAAGGAAUGCUGCCACAGUGUGGCCAGAGCCGAGCUCGCCGGGCUGGCAGGGCUGGCAACAGGGCAGGGAGCCAGGGGCACAGCCAGCUUUGUGUCAGCCCCCCCCCGGGCACUUGGUGACCUGGGGGUGAAGGCAGGGCAGGGCAGGGAAAAGGGCAGCCCACGGUGCAUCUCUCUGGGUUGUGCCCUAAAGCCAGGGCGGGCAGUGGGAUGGGGGUCCCUUUGCUGAGUCCCUCUGCUGCUGGGAUGGGGGAGUUUGGGCAGAGGAACUGUUUGUGGGGACAGCUCCCAGGCCCCAGAGCCUGGUCCUGCCCCCCGACCCUCUGGCUGCAGAAACACAGCUAAAGGAAUAAAAUCAAACUCAUCCUUU